Molecule: messenger RNA, 4826 nt
Organism: Dromaius novaehollandiae (emu)
Lineage: Eukaryota; Metazoa; Chordata; Aves; Casuariiformes; Dromaiidae
Gene: TTPAL
Product: alpha tocopherol transfer protein like
Exons: 6
Coding region: 232-1251 (339 amino acids)
Cellular component (GO): membrane
Molecular function (GO): phosphatidylinositol bisphosphate binding
Source: RefSeq, a predicted model, not a curated record
GGCGGGCGCGCGUCGCUUCCUGGCGGCCGCAGUGAUUCCGGGUCGCCGCUGCCUGGAGACGGCGCUGCUGCGCGGGGCCGCGCUCCGGUUAUAAAGAGACUGGAGAAACCUGCACGUUGUCAUCCCAGGAGGAGAGAGUGUCUGAGCUGUACUUGUGGCUCUCGUACUGCUUCUGACAGGGUAGUCUCUUCAUCAGAGAAACUGGGGGCUACAGAACAUUCCUGCUACAUUAUGUCGGGAGACAGUGAUUGCACCAGGACAAGCCCAUCAACAGGGUCACCGUCAGACAUUGAGUUCUUGCCAGAUCGUCGAAAGUAUGUGUGCUCACUAUCUCCUGAUCUCAUUACCAAAGCCCGGGAAGAGCUCCAAGAGAAACCUGAAUGGAGGCUUCGUGAUGUGCAAGCGCUCCGAGACAUGGUGUGUAAAGACUAUCCUUCCCUGGGGACCUGCCUGGACGAUGCUUUUUUGUUAAGAUUCCUCAGAGCCAGGAAAUUUGAUUAUGAUCGAGCACUUCAGCUUCUGGUGAACUACCACACCUGCAGGAGGAGUUGGCCUGAGGUCUUCAACAAUUUGAAGCCUUCUGCAAUAAAGCCUGUGCUAGAGUCUGGUUUUGUCACUGUGUUGCCUCACUUGGACCCAGAGGGACGCCACGUUGUCUGCAUCCGUCCAGACAGAUGGACACCCAGUAAUUAUCCGAUUACUGAGAACAUUCGUGCCAUAUACUUAACGUUAGAAAAACUCAUUCAGUCCGAAGAGACCCAGGUGAAUGGAAUUGUAAUCCUGGCAGACUACAAAGGAGUCAGCUUAUCUAAGGCGUCUCAUUUUGGUCCUUUUGUAGCCAAAAAAGUGAUUGGAAUUCUUCAGGAUGGAUUCCCUAUUCGAAUAAAAGCUGUUAACAUAAUAAAUGAGCCUCGUAUAUUCAAAGGCAUUUUUGCAAUCAUCAAGCCUUUUCUGAAGGAAAAGAUAGCAAACCGGUUUUUCCUUCAUGGCUGUGACCUGAAUUCCCUUCAUCAAAACAUUCCUCCAGUGAUCCUUCCUGAAGAGUAUGGUGGUACUUCAGGGAAGCUGGACAUCUCGGCAUGGAAUGAGUUGCUGCUAGCCUCUGAAGAGGAUUUUCUACAUGAUUUCUCACAGCUGGUUCUCCCAUGUGACAGCUCUCCCCAUGACAUGCUAGUGAGUGGGGAUGCUGAUGAAAAGCAAUGUGAUGAUUCUCUGCGAGGCAUGAAACCUCAACUCUAUUACUGUUAUUAACCAGCCAGUAAAGGGAAGCUUCCCAGCACAGUUAAGACCUCUUGUACUCUGAUAAGUGAUGUUGUGAACUCUGCCUUACUCAUAAACCUGCAGUUUAGGAACAGACUGCUGAGGCACUUUACACUGUAGAACCAAAGGAAGCUGAAGAGGGCACAAUGGGGGCAAGGCAGAGUUUGCGGAGGAUAAAGGCAAAGAGCACAUAGCUGCCAAGUUAUCUAGACUAUUUAAGGUUCAUAACCUCUGUGUGAAUGAUGCAAACUGGCAUAUUCCUCCUAUUGGUAAAGACAAAAAUAUACUGCAGUAGGAUAAACUUGAUAGUUUCUCCACUCCCAUCUCCCCUCACCUCCAGGUGAAAAGUGACAACAAUGAUUUACUAGCUUGGUGAUCAUCCCAUCCCUUCCCUUCCCCUUCUGAAAACACUGCUAAUCCAAGACAAGAAAACUGCUUUUGCACCUUGCAAAACAUAGUUCUGUCACUGGAGGUUGCUUAAAAAAAUCAAGUCUGUGCUCUGUCACUUGGUCCAGAUUGUGAACUGGCUUUUCAGGAAUAUCCAAGAUGAAUUUUGGUUCACACUAAUACAGAGUAAAACUUUCUCAUCCAUGAACGUCAGUAUGGAGAUUUUUCUAUGAUACUUCCUCACAGUAGGAAGAAUUAGACCUGGUGGACUAAUUAUUGCAACAUUUAUAUCAAAGCUUAUUAUAAACAGAUGCAAUCUCCAUUUUCAGAAAAGAGCAAGUUUUUCAGGUCGGGCAGUAAGGCUUUUUGAUUAGAUAGAGUUUCAGGUUCUGAGGUUCAGGACCAAAUGAUAAAGAGCUAUGUCAGUCACCUCACAUUAUCAGUUGCUCUUUACUUCAGCUGGUUGUGAAAAGGAACUCAAUAGGCUUUGUAGCAGCUGGCAUAUAAUGUAUAGAAGGCAAUAUUUCAUAUAAGAAAGCAAGGUGCUUCUUUAGCUGUGUUACUUUGGCAGAAUUUGAAUUCAAGUCUUUGUGAAACCAAAUGCAGACAGGGUAUUUGAAAGCACAUUCAUAGAUUUCCUGACAUGGUAGCAUUUUGUUUGCUGUGCUUGUCUGCUCUUUUGUGAAAUGUUACAACUUUGGUUUCAGCUUUGUUGACCUCUUUUGUCUUUGGUUGUUAUACUCCUGUAUGAAGUUAGACUUCAACCACCUCUGUAAUAUUUACCCAUAGCUUGUGUGCCUGUGCUUUUAGGUCCUUGUCUAGAGCCAGAACCAAGACUACAAUAUGAAAUCAGGAUAAGAUACCCUAUGUCUGAAUAAGCUGUUCCCACUUCCCAAGAUCAUUCUGUUUAAUAGUCUUGAAUUAGAAAUUAACUCUCAGCAUACUCUUUGCACAUAUUUUUCUGCACUAAACUAGUGCAGAGGUGGGAAACCUCACUAGGAAAGAAGAAAAGCACACCCAACUAUAUCAAGGUGAAAUAUUUCACUAUUUGGUGAAAAAGAACAACCCUUCCAAUUGGAAACCUCAUCUCUAGAGCACUUUUUCUGGCUGAAAUCUUUAUUUAGUGCCAAGUAUGAUAUAGAUACCAGUUAUGUUCUGUAAAUGCAAAGCUAUAACAUCUUGAGGACUUGAGACAUUCAUCUUUCAAAGUGCCAAACUGUUUUGAAUGUCUUUUUUCCUCUCAGUCCCCCUAAAGCAUGAUUAUGUUGCCAAAAAAAAAACCCUCUACCACCAUAGUAAUGACUUCCUGACCUGGCAGCAGACCUCAUUCUGGAACAGGGGGAUGGCAGAUGCCAGGCUUGUCAUCCAAGCAUUAUUAAAAGGAAACUGGGUUUUGAAAAGGAAGCAAGCAUGAAGCUUUUUCCUAGAUGGCAGUUCAUAGUUUUAAUGGAAGCAAGGAACCCAUCACUUCAACUGUUUUAGAACAUGGGUAGGAAGAAGGAAAUUUUCCUCACUUUAGGCAUCUGAUUUUUCCUACCUUUAUAAGUCAAGUAUUACUCUUUGACAACUCUAACCUUAAGUGCAGAAAAAAAACCAUAUCACUUUCUACCACUCAGGAUAAGGCAGAAAGGCACUGCUAGCCACUUCCUCCUCAUUUCUGACCAGAAUCUGCUGCAUGUUUUGCAGAGAUCAGUUCAGUUUGUGCCAUCUAGCAAGACAUUAGCACAAAGCACCAGGAUUUAAGAAAGGUAAGUGGCCACCCAGGCUGUUUAACUGCCAGAACAGAGAAACUGAUGUUUAUAUUGCUUGAGUGCCUAUUAAUUCCAGCCACUGUGUACAAUUAAAAAAAUUAGGAUGGAACAUUUUUCCUAGAGGUGAAGGUGUGACUGGUAUUUGGUACUCCAUUAAUUUUGCUGCAGGGUUUGAAGUGGUGGUAUUUUGACAGCUCACCUAUAAGUACAGCUACUUUGACCCGCUCCAGGUAACUACUACUAGAGAGGAAGGUUGAAUAUUCAAAAUUCAAUUUAGAAUCUUUAACAAAAGAAAUGCACAGGUGUUUAGUAGAAGGCUGCACCUGAGAAAUAUCUACAGAAACCAGGCCUCUGGGCCUUUUUUCAGGCUUUUACAUUCUUUUCCAUGCCUGAAGUGAUAGGCAAACUAAUCUAUCUACCCCACUUUCUCUCCUGCUCACAGAGAAACUAAAUCAGUUGCUUUAUUCUUAAACAGAAUAGAUAAGUGGACAUUAUUCAAGUUGAAAAUAGCCUGUGUGACCUCCAGAACAUCUUGUUCCUAAAGCUAGAUGCUUUGCAGUUGAUAUCAGGAUGCUGGAACUAAGCCACAUUUACCUGUCUCAACAAUUUAAAUAUUAUGUCUAGAUUUGCCCUUUUUGGCUUUAAAACUUAAGUAGACAAAGCAGCAUCCUCAUUCAGCUGUCUCCCUCACCCUUUCUAGGUUUUUUAACUGGUGCUUAGCUUGUCUUACAGAAAGCACAGCUCUGUCUUACAUGCACCUGACUACUGAGCUGAAAGUGCUCUUUGAGCUUUAGUACUUACUAGCAAAGAAAUGAGUUUUGUCCCCAAAUUUCUCAUGUCAACAUUUGGAAAAUAAAAACUUGCUUUAGGUAGAGUCUCCUUAUCUGCAGGUUAAGAGAUUAGAUAGGAAAAGCUGUUUAGCUUACAGCCUUUUUUUUUUUUUUUCCACAGCACUAAAACUGAUGUGAUUUUUUUUCCCCACUUGAAGAAACUUUAACUGUUUCCAGAGGUUAUAAGCUUUGCCUAGUACCUAAGCCAUUCCUGCCAAAUUCAACACAUAAGGGAAGGUACUCAAACUUCAUUGGGCAGCCAUGGCUUUUGGCAUUAAAUGGGACAAAACUUAGCUGCAUAUUGUAAAUACAAGUACUUGAAUUUAUACUAUCACAAAUGGGUGUUACAAACCCUGAGGUAUUUUCAAGAGUGGGUGAUUUUUUUUUUUGUUUGUUUUAAAUCUCAUUUUGGCAUGAGUUAAUCAUAGUGUUGUUCAAGCUAAUAAUUUUGCCUUCUGUUGUAUGUGGGCCUAAAGGUGUUGGGUUAAGUGUACAUCUUAUUUUGACAAAAUUUAUUUUUAUAUUGCAUUUUAUAAAAUAGAGUGGUCAAAGUGUGUAAUUUUAUGAUGCAUGAUUAAUUAAACACACUAUUGUAACA